Molecule: messenger RNA, 2643 nt
Organism: Dermatophagoides pteronyssinus (European house dust mite)
Lineage: Eukaryota; Metazoa; Arthropoda; Arachnida; Sarcoptiformes; Pyroglyphidae
Gene: Sec10
Product: Exocyst complex component Sec10
Biological process (GO): exocytosis; Golgi to plasma membrane transport
Cellular component (GO): exocyst; cytoplasm
Source: RefSeq, a predicted model, not a curated record
GGUUCAGGAUAUCAUUCAAAAAAAAAAUUUAUUUAUUGUAUCAAAUUUCAUUUUGAUCAUAAAAUUUUGUUUUUUGAGAUAGGAAAAAUAAAUUUUUUUUGUCAUAAAUUUUAAGAAAAAUUGCUUGCGAUACGUCAUUAUCAUGACUUUUUUGGCCGAAUUAGAACAAGAUCCAUUCGAUGGUGAAGAAUUUAUCGAACGUUUAGCAUGGCGUGCAACAAACGGUAAAUUUGAUGAUGUGGAUCUAAUUAGUGAAGCAUUCGAAAAUGGUAUUAAAGAUUUGAAAGCAAUUUAUGAUACAAAUCAGAAAAAAUGUGAACGUUUAGAGAUGAUUUGUCGUGAAGAAGAAAAAGGUCAUUGGAUUAAGGUGACCGAAUUACAACAAAAAUGUAAAGAUUCAUUAGCAACAUUCGAAAAAUUGGAUAAAAGAUUGGAUAUUGUGGCUGAUAAAGUUGUCUAUUUGGGUGAACAGCUUGAAGGUGUCAAUACACCAAGAAUGCGUGCUGUAGAAGCACAAAAAUUGAUGCAACAUUUUGCCCGUUAUCUUGAAACACCCAGUGAAACAUUGAAUUCAUUUGAAGAACUUUACAUUGAAAAUAUUAAUCAAUUAUUCGAAGAAGCUGAUAUCAUACAAAAAUUAUAUCUUAUAUCACAGGAGCUACCAAACAAUAGUAAAUUUGAUGAAGCAAAAGAAUUUAUAUCCAAAAAAUAUAAUUUAAUUGAAAAAAGAUUGAUUGAAGAAUUUUCACAAGCACAGAAAAAUGAUGAUCGAAAUAAGAUGAAGAAAAUUGCCUCAAUAUUAUCACAUUUCAAAGGCUAUUCACAAUGUAUCGAUGUUUUUAUUGAACAAAGUCAAAUGGGAAUGUUUUUGGGUGAAAAUAUAUUCAAUGAUAUUGUACCACUUUGUGUGAAAAAUCAGAAAACUAUUAAAGAAGUAUUUACUAAUACCGAACAGGUAAUGUCGAAAUUUGUAUUGAACAUUUUUCAUGGAAAAAUACAGGAAUAUAUUCAAGCUCGAAUCAAUGAAAAUGAUACCCGUGAUUUUCUUACAGAAUUAUAUACAUUAUUCCAUAAAACAAACAAACUAAUUGAACAGAUUGCAAAGCUAAAAUUUUCAGGUUGUGAUUUUAAUUUUUUAAAUAAAAUUACCCGUAAUAUAUUCAAUAAUUAUCUGGACAUGUAUAUACAACGAGAAACUAAUUAUCUAAAAGAUAAAUGUGCCUAUAUAUUACAAAGUUAUUAUGAAUCGAAAAAUCAUCAAAAACGUCCAAUUACUACCGGUGGAUUUCAGGAAUUGAUACAAUCAAAAAUCGGAAGAGCCAAUAUUAAUAUUGGAAAUUUAAAUAUUAAUAUAUCGAAUCCAGAUUACACACAAGGUGAAACAUUUCUUUCCGAAGAGAUUGCUAUUUCGAUAUUACAGGAAACAAAAAUGUCAUUACAAAGAUGUCAUCUAUUGUCUAAACCACAAGAUAUUGCUCAAAAUGCAUUGGCCAUUUAUGAAAUUGAAUUACAAAGUUUAUGUAUUGAACAUAUUGAUUAUGCAAUCGAAUUAGGUCUACAGGUAAUACCAUCGGCUGAAACAAAAUCACAACCGGACAUACAUUUUUUCGAUAUUAUACGACAAUCGAAUGAAAUUUGUCAUCUAAAUGAAAAACAAUUUGUCAAUUGGGUAUUGCCAUUAAUAUCUUCGACAACAAAAUAUUCCGAAUGUAUUAAACGAAAACGUGAAGUAUAUCAACAAAUGGAAGCAAAAUUAAAUCAAGGUCUUGAGAAAUCAAUUGCAUCGAUAAUUGGCUGGAUCAAAUACCUACUGCAAACCGAACAGAAAAAGACUGAUUUCAAACCGGAACAAGGAAAUGAUGAUAUUAUACCUACAAGUACAAUAGCUUGUAAUAAGGUUGUAAAAUUCAUUAAUUUUUAUCAUAAUCGAAUAACAAAAUGUUUGGAUGCAAUGGUUGUUAUUUGUGAUGUAAAAGAAUAUCGUAAUUGUAUUGAUAAAUUCAAAAUUCCAUUGUUAAGCGAUCUGUUCAAUAUUUUACAUGCCCUCUGUAAUUUAUUGAUUGUUGGACCGGAAAAUCUUAAACAGGUUUCCAAUGGAGAUCAAUUGAAAUAUCCAACAUUAUUGGCUGCAAGUAAAAUCAAAUCAAAAGAGCUAAUCAUUACUGCUUAUCAACAUGGCCAAAGACAUUUCGGUGAAAAUUAUAUUUUCGCUCAAAUCAAUACAAGUAACGAGGCACAAAAGUCUGGAAUCGAUGUUGCCGCUGCCAAAGAAUUGAUUACAUUCAUUUUGGAUAAAUGCAAUCGUCUGGAACUUGUUGGUUUAAUGACGAUUGGAGCCUAUGAUUACGAUGUUUCGUUGGGACCAAAUCCAGAUUUUUUGAAACUUAUUCAAGUUCGUAAAGAAGUUUGUCAUCUAUUCGGUAAGCCGGAAAAUGAAAUCCAAUUGAGUAUGGGAAUGACUUCGGAUUUUGAACAUGCUAUCGCUUUGGGCAGUACAAUGGUACGCGUUGGAACAGCCAUUUUUGGUUUACGUGAUAAAAAUAAAUGAUUUUUUUUUGUAAGAAAAAUUUUUAUUUUUUUAAAUAAAUCAAGCAAAACAAUAAACAUUAUAGAAUCGGAAUUAAAAAUAAAACAAUUUUUAAA